CAGCGCAGCACACGGAACGCCGUUUACCUUCCCACUGGUAAGCAGUCCCUAUUUAUCUACUUGCACCUGGGGGUGCUUUCGAACUGCUAGGUUGGCAGGCGCUGGGACCGAACGACGGGAGCGCACCCCGCCGCGGGGAUUCGAACCGCCGACCAUGUGAUCGGCAAGUCCUAGGCGCUGAGGUUUUACCCACAGCGCCACCCGCGUCCCACUCGCCACCUGCGUUCCCCCCAUUGCUCCCCCCCAAAAAACCCCUUUGUUUUCUAUUGAUUUAAUUAUAUUUACAGUGGUACCUCGGGUUAAGUACUUAAUUCGUUCCGGAGGUCCGUUCUUAACCUGAAACUGUUCUUAACCUGAAACACCACUUUAGCUAAUGGGGCCUCCCGCUGCCGCCGCGCCGCCGGAGCCCGAUUUCUGUUCUCAUCCUGAAGAAAAGUUCUUAACCUGAAGCACUAUUUCGGGGUUAGCGGAGUCUGUAACCUGAAGCGUAUGUAACCUGAGGUACCACUGUACUAUCCAAUUUCCCUGCUUGACAGCAUUGUAUGAUAUUUACCUACUCCAAACUGGCCCACUGUAAUCGAUAAACUCGACUAAGUCAGGUCCAUUAAUUGCAAUGGUAAAAAAAAUAGUUGAAUACCACCCAUUAUCAUUACUUUGUUGCUCUAUUGUUCUAUGAGCUUUCCUCGUUAGUCAACGUUAUUACCACAUUAUGAUUGCAUUGCAAAAUGUGGAAGCAGAGAAGAUGCAAUUAAUGCAAUGUUAUAUGGAAGAAAAGGAGGCGAAGUUAAUGUAAUAUCAUACAGAAGAAAAGAAGGCAAAAGAAUAUUACCUUGUAUGAGAGCUGUGCAAAGGACAAGUAUCAGGAUUACAAGGCAGGACUUCUGGAUCAUCUUUGCUGCUCUUGCUCCUGCUGCGGCUGCUGUGAGAGGAGGAAGUGUGCUGUGUGGUGGAGUCAGAGAGCUUUGAGGCCAGUAUUUAUUGGCUAGCUUCACCCACUUCUGACAUCCCCUGGGGAAAUUCCUGCUCCUUUCACUUUCCUUUCCCACGCCACUGUAAUUUCAAAUAAAUCAUUUCCCAUCUCCUAACUGCCAGAAAGGUGCCAGUGGAAUAAUGGAAUGGUGUGUGGGUGUGUGUUUUUAACCAUUCCAGACAAAUUUUCCUUGAAAGCCAUCACUUUUAGCUCCAUACUUCUUCCCAUGUUUACUUUUUGCUCUCCAUUUUCUCAAUAAUAAUUAAGAUGUCAAAGAGAAAAACAACUACCAGACUUUUAGAAGACAUCUGAAGGCAGCCCUGUUUAGGGAAGCUUUUAAUGUUUAAUAGACUAUUGUAUUUUAAUAUUCUGUUGGAAGCCGCCCAGAGUGGCUGGGGAAACCCAGCCAGAUGGGUAGGGUAUAAAUAAUAAAUAAAUUAUUAUUAUUAUUAUUAUUAUUAUUAUUUAUUUAUUUAUUUAUUUCCUGAAGUAAAUCAAGCACUUAGCUCUAUACCUUUCCUGCUUUUUAUCCUCUAAAUACUAAUGUAGUUGUUGAUUUACCUUUUUUGUGUUGCUUCUCCUUCAUUCAUCCAUUUUCUCUUGCUGAUUCUUGUUCAUAUAUCACUACUGCCUUUCUAAUACUUGGUUAGAAUUUUAACUGUAAAGUGGGCUGAGAAUUUUUUUUUGAAGGGUGUUCUAUAAAUAUUCUGGCCAGAGAAGCAAUAUUAAUUUAGCUACUUCAUAGAGUUUCCCCCCAGCAAGUUUUCAUUAUUAUAAUUCUAUAGCAAGUAUGUAAAAAAUAUAAAUGAAGACAGGAAUCUGCAAAAUACCUAGUAAAGUAACUGCAAAGAGGGAGAAUAAUCACAUCAAAUAAAAACUCGUUAUUACAACUAGUCUUCAUGUCAUCAAUAAAAGGUCUUGAGUGCUGUUUACCGUCUGAUAAAUAAACAGCAUUUCAACAUUUCAGCUACUUUCUGUUUAUUCAUGUAAAAAGAAAGGAGUUUACUGUAUUCCGGAUAUUGACUACUGUUUUGUAGAAUUCUUCGUCAGCGUGGUGGGAGGAUAUGGAAUUGCUUCAUAAACCCAUCUUAUUUCGAAUGAAUGUAUGUAAAUGAAAAUAUCAAAUGCUGUGGAACAGUGCUCAUGUAAAACAUUCAUUCGAAAUAAGAUGGGUUUAUGAAGUAGUCAGUAUCCGGAAUCACUGUUCAGUGUUGGACAUCAUAUUUACUGAAUACACAAAGCUUCACAGCUUGUCUUUCAUCAUACAAAGUUUGGUACCUCACUUCAUUUAAAGAUUUUCAGAGACUUUGAGACUAAAGAUUUCAUUUUGUACUUGUUAUGGUUUGAAGGAAUUCUAUAACGAUUGUCUAUUACGUAUGUAUACGGUCAUUGUGUUGCCUAGACAUUGCUGACGUUCUCUUUGCAACACAGGGGUUUGUUUGUUUGGUUACUUAUUGCAGGACCAGAAGGCAGGCAGGUGGACUAGGAGGAAUCAAAACAGUGGUGGUUAUUAGAUAUUAAUCAGAUUAGUUAUCAGAUAGUUAAAAAUUUGACCUUUUCCUGUUAGUCAAAGAUCAUAAGACAACCCGGAUGAUUGCCAGAUUCUGCGUACAUAUCUGUAGGCGCAGACCAUCCCCCAACCCAAAAUAGUUUGUUAAGAAAAUCCCCAAACUUGUUUCCACGGUUGACUCUGGGACAUCUCUCUGCGGUAGCUUAUCUUAAAGUUUUAAGUGUCUAUAUGCUUAUCGCACUUAUAAAUUUUAAAUUUAUUGUUGUACAUGGUUUUAAAUGUUUGUUUUCCUUCUGGGAUUGUACCCCCAAGUGUGUUUUAUAAGCUGGUCUCCGACCGUAAAUUAUCUAUAUCUAUCCUCUAUCUAUCAUCUAUCUAUCUAUCAGAUAUUUAUUAGUAUUAGCUUAGUAUUGUACGCAGCCCGUAACUUCUGUUCUUCUUUGCAAUCUGGGUAAUCCAGAUUUGCCAGAUUAUGUCAUCGCUUCCAUGGAACAACUGCUUUUGGAACAAGGAAGUCCGAGUCCUUGCGAAAGCAGGUUGUCGUUGCAGCAGAGGCGGAAGCUGGAUUUUAAAAAGCUGGGGGUAGGAAGGAGGCGUAGGAAUUUCAGGAUACGCCUACACACAAAACGAGAGGGCUGAUUCCUCUUUCCAGCGACCUCAUUUUCAAAUUUGGCCAGAAAAGGCAUUAAUAAGAACAAAAUGCACCCAGAGGAAUUGCAUCUUCCUGUUCUUAGAUUUUCAGUCUGUGUCUUAUGCAACUUCUUGCACAUAUGUUUCAGCACCCAGGAAAACAUAACAGGAGCAGCUUUUAAAUGUAGGGAUUUUUCUCUUUCAACGGGGAAGGAAUUACCCCCCAAACAAAUCCUGGGAUAGGAUUGCAGCCUUAGAGUCAAUUUACACAUGAGCUGAGUCUUGAAUCCCCCCCCCCCAUAAGGUAGGGAUUUUAAUGCCCAAGUACAUACCUUCCAACAUUUCUCUGAUGAAAAUGGGGACGUCCCAUUCCAUAAUGAUAAUUUUAAUAUUUAUACCCAACACAUCUUACUGGGUCUCCCCAGCCACUCUGGGCAGCUUCCAACAUAUAUAAAAGCAAAAUGAAACAUUAAACAUUAAAACAACUUCCCUAUACAGCGGGUUACAUACACUUCAGGUUACAGACUCCACUAACCCAGAAAUAGUACCUUGGGUUAAGAACUUUGCUUCAGGAUGAGAACAGAAAUUGUGCGGCGGCAGCAGCACAGCAGCAGCGGGAGGCCCCGUUAGCUAAAGUGGUGCUUCAGGUUAAGAACAGUUUCAGGUUAAGAACGCACCUCUGGAACAUAUUAAGUACUUAACCCGAGGUACCACUGCACAACAUUUGAUUCAGAAUAUUUUUGUGUGUGUUUUCCUCCUUUAAAAACUAGGUGUGUCUUAUGGUCAGGUGCGUCUUACGGGGCGAAAAAUACGGUACUUUUGCCUGAUAUACACAUUUUUGGCAAAGUAAAUUUCAUGUCAUGUACUGCAUUUUAAAAUAACUUCCCUACACAGGAUUGCCUUCAGUUGGCUUGGGGGUUGGAUAACUCCAUACCCUCCAACAUUCCUCCAAUGAAAAUAGGGACAUCCUAAGGAAAAGUGGGACAUUCCGGGAUGAAAUCAGAAACCGGGAUGGCUUCUCUAAAUCAGGGAUGUCCUUGGAAAAUAGGGACACUUGCAGCAUCUGCAAGUGUUUAUGGGAAGCUACAGUCUUGGAUAAAAUGGCUGUCUCUGCUGGCCUGUACAGUGGUACUUUGGUUCUUGAACUCGUUCCAGGAGUCCAUUCGACUCCUGAAAUGGUUCAAAAACCAAGUUGCAACUUCCGAUUGGCUGCAGGAGAUUUCUGCACUCAAGCGGAAGCUGCGUCGGACAUUUGGCUUCCAAAAAAUGUUCACAAAGCAGAACACUUACUUCCAAGUUUGUGGCGUUUGGGAGCCGAUUUGUUCGACAACUAAGCCGUUUGAGAACCAAGGUACCACUGUACUCUUAAACUCUUCAGUGUAAGCUUACUGCUAUGCUACAGAGAAAGGGUCUGCUCAGUGCUGGCACCACAUCUAUGGGCUCCUCCUUCCACUGAGCUUUGCCUGGUGAAGUUUCUGUGUCAGGAAAACACUAACCCCCACCUCCCCCAGGUCCUCUAUACAUUGCUUUUACACUUCUUGGUGCUAAAUCUUAAUUUUGUACUAACUGCUAUUAUACGACACUUUUAUAUGCUGCAGUGUUUAAAUGCUUUUAUUUCCAUUCUGUAUGGUCAUUCGCCUCAUUGGCUGACACAGACCAAACAUUAACAGAAACUGAUGCUAAAUUUUUCUUUUCUGCUCCAAGGACCUGUAAAGCAAUUUUGCAAAUUUUUAUUGUAUCUUGGCUGGUUCCUGUCCUUAGUUUAUGUCAGCAGCACAUGUUGUCUUUAGAUGUGGGCACCAUGUUUCACCUCAGGCCGUAGGUGUGCAUACCCUCCAACAUUUCUCCGGUGAAAAUAGGGACAUCCUAUUCCAUAAUUAGAAUAAUUUUAUCAUUUAUACCCCGCCCAUCUGACUGAUUUGCCCCAACCACUCUUGACAGCAUAUAUAACAUAUAUAAAAACAUUAAACAUGUUUUUAAAGCUUCUCUAUACAGGGUUGCCUUCAGAUGUCUUCUAAAGGUUCUGUAAUCACUUAUCUUCUUGGCACUGGGGUCGCAUAACUCCAAUUCCUACCAACAUUUCUCUGAUGAAAAUAGGAACGUACUAAGGAAAAGCAGGGAUGCGGGUGGCACUGUGGGUUAAACCACAGAGCCUAGGACUUGCCAAUCAGAAGGUCGGCGGUUCGAAUCUCUGUGACGGGGUGAGCUCCCGUUGCUUGGUCCCUGCUCCUGCCAACCUAGCAGUUUGAAAGCAUGUCAAAGUGCAAGUAGAUAAAUAGGUACCACUCCGGCGGGAAGGUAAAUGGAGUUUCCGUGCGCUGCUCUGGUUCGCCAGAAGCGGCUUAGUCAUGCUGGCCACAUGACCCAGAAGCUGUACGCCGGCUCCCUUGGCCAAUAAAGCGAGAUCAGCGCCACAACCCCAGAGUCGGCCAUGACUGGACCUAAUGGUCAGGGGUCCCUUUACGAUUACCUUUAAGGAAAAGCAGGGCAUUCCAGGAUCAGUUCAGAAAUUGGGACGGCUUCUGUAAAUCCUGGACUGUACCUGGAAAAUAGGGGCGCUUGGAGGGUCUGAGUGUGUGUUAGAGAUUCGAGGUUUCGGUGUUUUAUUUACUUGUAUCAGGUCUGCACCUGUGUAAUAAAAACGUCUAUUUUUUUAAUUUGCUUUAUUGAAUUUUUAAAUGUUCCCUUUUGCGAGCUGUGCCAGAAACCUGAUGACGGGUGGGAAGUGAAUAAACAAAGGGAAAAACAAGCUGACAUUUGGAUGGCAGGAAGAGAUUCUCCUCUCUCUCUUGGAUGCACAUAGCUCCUUAGCCAAAAUAGCCCCUCUCACAAGACGUUUUAUUUUCCUGAGGGAAAAAAGUUAUGUGCGUGGAGCAGCCAGGUCCAGAUUAGAACUUCCUGCAGCUGCUUUGGCUAAAUUCCACUGCCGGCUCACUGACCCCCUCGUAUAAUGGGGAAAAGAGAGACAUUAUGUAACAGAGCAGCAGAAAUCCCUCUCAGGACCGACUGAUACAUCACAGUUGUUUUUCCUCCAGAGUUUGCAAACACUUCCACUUCCUUAUCUGGCUAUUUCCAUGAGCUGGUGUUGCAUAUCGAAGUGCAUUUGUGUGGUAGGCAGUGACCCUUGUGGUUAGCUGUGAAUUUCAGUAUCAGCUGGCCUCUGGGACCGCUGGCGUGGGGGACGGGACUUUCCCAACAGCCUGUGUGUUCUGCUAAACAGUGGUGUUAUUAGAAGCCAGGGCUGCAGGGCCUUUCCAGAUGAUGCCAUUCAAAACCCAAUUUUUCAUCACGUUAAUUCGUUACCACUUUCAGUAGCCUCUGCAGUAGGCUGUUCCCAUCUCAAAUUAUAGGUUAUUUUCAUUUAUGAAUCUUUUCCCACGAGGCCCCCCAAAGUGGUUUACAAUAGAAUACAAACCAUAUACAGUGGACACUCGGGUUGCGAACAUGAUCUGUGCUGGAGGCACAUUUGCAACCUGCAGCGUUCGCAACCCGCAACCUGCACGUCUGCGCACAUGCGGGUCACGAUUUGGCGCUUCUGUGCAUGCGCAAGUGCCGAAACCCGGAAGUAACCCAUUCCGAUACUUCUGGGUUCGGCACAGUGCGCAACCUGAAAUUGCGCAACCCGAAGCAUCUGUAACCCGAGGUAUGACUGUAUAAAGCAGUUACGUAUACAGUGGUACCUCAGGUUACAUACGCUUCGGGUUAUAUACUCUUCAGGUUACAGACUCUGCUAACCCAGAAAUAGUGCUUCAGGUUAAGAACUUUGCUUCAGGAUGAGAACAGAAAUCGUGCUCCGGCGGCGCGGCAGCAGUGGGAGGUCCCAUUAGCUAAAGUGUUGCUUCAGGUUAAAAACAGUUUCAGGUUAAGAACGGACCUCCGGAAUGAAUUAAGUACUUAACCACUGUAUAAAAACAGUUAACUGCAUGCAUGAAAGCAAUUUAAAAAACUCUCAAAUACUACCUGUAGCUAUCUGUCUAUGUUUAAACCAACCAUGGCUUAGACAUAAAAGCAAUUCAAAUCCAAGACAGAUCCCUGCUGGGAUAAAGAUCUCAAUUUAGAAAGCUUGUUGAAAGGGGAAUACCUUUAGCAAGUGCUGGAAAGACAAUAGGGAAGGUGCCCCUCUGAUAUACGGUGGGAUGGAGUUCCACAGGAAAGGUACCAGCAUGCUAAAGGCCUGAUUCUGCUAUCGUGUGGAACCGACCUCUGUUGCAGAUAUUAAAUAUUGCACAGUUUGAAGCAACUGGAAGCAUAAGAACUGGUCAGAGAUGAAUGGAUGGAGGCAAGAUCCAUAGAAAGCAAGGCAGAUCUUUAUUUUUCAACAGGGCUCCCUCCCCUCCUUGCAAGGAGGUAGGAGAGACCCAGAAUGAUGGUGCGCAAGCCCCUAUAAAGACUUUUGAAAUUGCCCACCUUGUACCCCAAGACCACCCCCCGAAACAGCAUACAUACAUCACAGAAGGAGGCAGUCCCCAGCAGAAAUUUGAGAGUGUUGCUUUUCUCCUGUCUGCCAGGAUACCUGAUCAUGCCUUACUUGAUUGCAUUUUCUGGGUAGCCUGGCCAUGAGAUGGUAGUUCCUGAAUCUCUUACACCUAUUGAUAGUUUGCUCAGCUUAACAGAUACUUUCCAGACUGUAUUUGCAGGGAGAUGUAGGCCUCUACAGUCCAAAGACAACUGGAAAGCUUUUCUCAUUUCCUUCCUCCUUGCAGAGAAAUAUUUGAGGUCAAUUUGGGAGAGUCAAAAUGGCUUCAGGAUUGCUCUCCUAUUUCAGACAUGUGGUUUAUAUACUCAUGUUUGCCUUGUACAUUUAUGGACAUUUAUUCUAUAUUUAGGACCUAAGGAAUUAUUGUAACACACCCUCCAAGCCUUAUGUUCCUUUAGUGCAGAAAUGGAGAACGUGAGGCCCCUAUCUCUCUCUGACUCUCCCUGCUCUGGGUCCUCCUCUCCUCAUUUUACGUGGCUGAUAUGCAUCCUUGAACUCUGACAAUGUCUUGUGAAACAAAAAGUUUAAGGUUAUAUAUAUAUAUAUGAUAAAGGUUCAUAACUGCAUAUAUAAACCACAUGUCUGAAACCCCACAGAAAAAGCCCCGAAACCAUUUUGUCCCUCCCAAAUUGACCUCAAAUAUUUCUCUGCAAGGUCGAAGGAAAAUGGAAAAGCCUCCCCAUUGUCUUUUCCUUCACAAAAUCCUGUCUUAAGGGUAUGUCUGUGUAUGAAAAGGGCGAGCCUGUGACCUGGCUCAGGAACUAAGUCUUUGUCAUUACAGAAGACUGGCCAGGCUCCCCAGGGUAUCCAAUCAAGUAACCAUUAACAGGUAACCUGCUAGACAGGAGAUAAACAACGCACUCAGAUUUCUGUUGUAGACCGCCCUUUCUGUGAUGUAGGUAUGAUGUAUGGAGGGGUGGUCUUGAGCUCCAGGGCAGGGAAUUUAAAAUGUUUAUAUAAGGGCAGGCACACCUUUGUCCUCCUCCUUUCCUACGUGUGAGGGGAGCACCCUGUUGCAACAGUUUCAAUACAGAUCAGGCUUACGAGCUGCUUUGCUUCUCAAUAUUCUCUGGUUGGCCUCUCUUAUUUUCUCCGGCCGAUGGAGAACCUACAAAGGACUCUAUAAGGGCUCUUGUAUCCAACAUAAGGGAAUAAGGGCAGAUUUUUGUUUAUUACACUUGCUUGCUAGGAUGGAGAGCAGUGCCUGUCUGGCCCCCCCACAUCUGUGUUUGCCACACACACCAAUGGUUUGCGGCCCCUGCAAUGCUGCCCGUGAGGGAAUGUGGCCCUCAGUCUGAGGAAGGUUUCCCAACCUGCCCUAGCAUGCUGUGAGUGGAUCGAGAUCUUCAAGGUUUCCUCUGCUGGUGUUCUCAGGUUACCUCCUUACAGCAUAAAAGGCGGGUAAAUCCUCUUCGUCCCUGCCUGUAGAAAAUUUGCUGCUGUGAAUGAACCAGCGCUGCAGAGUUCGGUUGCCACAACAACCGGGCCCAAACACACCAAGGGCACAUGCUUAACGGCGCUCAGUUGUCUCCUUUCUACCGGGAGGCAAAGAUUUGCUGCUUUGUGAAAACUCUGAAGCCAGCCACCCAAUGUUGCAAUAUUUGCACACGUCUUAGGUGCCAGAUUUUGUGUGGAAUUUUGCUACUUUCACCUGCUGGUAUGUAUUCUUCUAAUUGCAAUUUUAGCUAAGAACAGUUGUAGUUCUAAGAAAACAUACCCGGUCUAAGCCCCAUAGGAAUAUGGCCUGGGGUUGUGUGGUAAAUUCCAUUUUUUUACAUUGUAAAUAUAAUCUACAAACUUCAGUUUGAUCCUGCAAGUUUGGUGGUUGGAACCAUGUAUGUAUUUAUUAUUAUUAUUAUUAUUAAACAUAGUGUUGUUGUUUUCCAGAUGCAAGGAGAAAAUGCCCUUUAAAUGCUUUCAAAAGCGUUCCCUUAACAAAUCCGGGCUUUUGGAUUCCUUAAACGGCCAGCGCUGGCGUUUCCUGAAAAAUGGCUUGGACGAUUUCAGGGACGGUUUCCCUCCUCCUUGUGACAACAUUGUCAUCCAACGCCCAAAGGAGCUCACCCCUAUUAUUCUCCCUAGUAAACCUGAGGACCCAGGCAAAAUGCAACCGAGGGCCAAAAGAAUGCUGACCAAGCCCCAGACGAAGACCUCCAAAAUCAGCCCAAAUCUGCAAGCCAGAAGGGCCUACAUUGCUCAGAUUGAGUAUUGCCUUAGCCAGCACCCCUUAGCCCUCUACCCUCAUCUAGAAGAAAGCAUUCCCCCAGAGGUAAGGUUCAGCAUUUGUGCAAAAAUUAUUUCAGCUGAUGCUGAAACAAAUCUAAAGGGUUGUCAUAUGAAGAUAUGAUAGCCAUCUUCAAAUAUCUCAAGGGCUGUCACAUGGAAGAUGGAGGAAACUUUUUUUCUCCUGGUUAGGCCUUGAACCAAUAGCUUCAAGUUACAAGAAAGGAGAUUCCCACUAAACAUUGGGAAGAAUGAGGGAGGAUUUUGGUUCAGGUCACAUAGAAAGGCAAAUCUACCUAAUGCACACUUCCUGCAGCAACACAUGAAAUGAAACCCACUUUGAUAUUCACACAACACAUGGUAAAACUACCAUUCUCUUAAUUUUUAAAGGCAGUUUUCUGAACAAGCAAUGUGUAGAAAAAUGCAUGUACAGUGGUACUUCGGGUUACAGACGCUUCAGGUUACAGACUCCGCUAACCCAGAAAUAGUACCUCAGGUUAAGAACUUUGCUUCAUGAGGAGAACAGAAAUCGCGCUGCGGCAGUGGGAGGCCCCAUUAGCUAAAGUAGUACCUCAGGUUAAGAACAGUUUCAGGUUAAGAACAGACCUGCAGAACAAAUUAAGUUCUUAACCUGAGGUACCACUGUACUAAAUGCAUGCAUAAAAGUGGGUCUAUUAAUUAAAACGGCAUGCAAAAAGGCAUUAUACAGUAUUAGGCAAAGUCAUAUAGAAAAUUGUAUACAUUAGGAGAAAUUUAAAGCAAGCUGCUGACAAAUAUUAAUGAGGACUCUUUUUAAAAAAUUGCAGACAGAUGUGGAAAUGUGGAGAAGAUUGGAAAAAUAAGAAACUGAAAGAAAAUCAACUUGACAGAUUUGCCUGUCCCUAAUUGUGACACAGGCUGUUUCCAGCUCACUUGUUUAUUGAGCAUGCAUCCUGAUCAGUUUGUGGGCAACUUAAAUGACAUUGUGUUGAAGCAGGCACUAUCCAUACUUUCCAUUGCCUUUUUCUAUCACUUUCCUUCUUGCAAACAGUCUAGUCCUUUGGGGAAGUGGGAUUGUUUGCAAGAGCUACAGGUCACAUUUAAUUGCACAGCUUAAAUUUGCUGGUAUUUGAUUUGGAUGAUGAUAUUAUAAAGUUAUAUUCCCUCCUUCCACCCAAAGGGGCACAGGCCAGCGAAUGAGAAAACAUCUAAUCACAAUUUGCAUGCAAAGCAAGUUGCUUUACCACUGAGAUUUCACCACUGAAGGGGAGUUAGUGAAAGGAAUAAUCUGCUGUGCACCACCGACAUCGUUUGCUAUAUCUCUCACCCGAUACCAACAGGGGAUUCUCUGUAAAAUACAAAUGAGAGGAACUUCCCUUUUCGGGCUCUCACACCUCACAAAUAUGGUUGAGGAACAGGGUUCUUACUGCAGGGGACUUUUACUGAUGUUGCAAGGGGCAUCAAAGAACCAUGCUCAUAAUAGACUGAAGCCAACCCGAAACUGAAGCCAUCACUCGCUUGGCAGUUUGUGGUCCAAACUGAAAGGCCAUCAUUAUUCCCAUGCAUUUUCCUGAAUUUUGUUUAUAAGGAUCAUAUGCCAAGCUCACAAUGAGCUCCAUUAUUUCUAAUGCAUUUCUGAGAAGUUUCCUUACAUCUACGCUUGUUUGUAGAAAGAAGUUUUGGCUGUUUCCAAAUGGGAUUUUCUUGUGGUCCUGCUCACAGAUGCAGAUAUUUCCCCACCGGCAGCAGCAACUGUAGAAUGUUGUUGGCAUCAAGAUGCAAGCCUGUAUUCCAACCCUCAUCUAAUCAAGGUUUGCCAUUUCCUUGGAAAAUCCCUUAAAUUUCCUUUUUAAAAACAUAAUACAGUGGUACCUCAGGUUACAUACGCUUCAGGUUACGUAUGCUUCAGGUUACAGACUCCGCUAACCCAGAAAUAGUGCUUCAGGUUAAGAACUUUGCUUCAGGAUGAGAACAGAAAUCGGGCUCCGGCGGCGCGGCAGCAGCUGGAGGCCCCAUUAGCUAAAGUGAUGCUUCAGGUUAAGAACAGUUUCAGGUUAAGUACGGACCUCCGGAACGAAUUAAGUACUUAACCCGAGGUACCACUGUACUCACAAUAUCCAAAUGACCAUUGCAUAUACCAAGAGUCUAAUGACAGUCCCACGGCAGAAUAUCAAUGUUUGGCAAUUAUAAGGCCCGCAGUGCCUAGAAGAAAGAUUAGGCACCCCCUGUUGCAUAAUUGCUGAUUUGAUUCAUCUAUAUUCCCCAGCAGAACUAAGAGAGGGGAUUGUACAAUUUUCAUACUGCAAAUUGAUUCUAUUUCUUUAAAGACCAAAGACCAAAAUUUAUACACCAUGCUGGUGGCUGGAUCUUACAUUAGAUAGGGAUGGGAGAGUCUGUCACUUUUGGUUUCUCUCAGUUUCUCAUUUUUCCAGUCUUCAGUUUUCCACAUUUCCGUAUCAGUUCGUGAAUUAAACAAAAUAUCCUCAUGAAAAUUCAACAGCAUUUAGUGCAAAUGUCUCAUGACAUCCACAUGUUCUCUGCUGAUUCCUCUAAUAUACAACCUGAGGCAGAAUUGCAAAAGAUGUCCCCGUCACCCCAAGCCAGCUAAGGUGGUAUAUAUAUCACCAGAGGCACAAAAUCCCUUCCUCCUGAGAUAGGGUUACCAGAUGUCCCCGUUUCCCAGGGACAGUCCCUGGAUUUGCGAAUAAGUCCCUGGACAAAUUCCAUCCCCGGAAUGUCCCUGGAUUUCAUCUAAUGUCCCUGGGAAACGCAGCAGCGGAAGUCUCAGCAGCCCGGAGCAGUUGGCUCUGGCUGGCUUCAGGAGCUGCUCGGAAGUCCCCAUAUGAUGGUGGUGCGGGGGCUCUAAGAUGCAGCUUCCGGGCUGCCUCCACCUUCCCUGACCCCAGCAACUAAGCUGUGAAGGGAAGCUUCAUGCUGCCUAUCGGAGCAGCCUCCCAACUCCUACUUGCGUGCAAGCAGGAGCGGGGCAGGGAUCUCUCAGCUGUGAAGGGAGGCUUCAGCUGCCUAUCAGAGCUUGCGUGCAAGCAGGAGGGGGGAGGGAUCUCUCAGUCAGGCAAAGUCAGGCAACGGGAAGCCUCCCUUCCCAGCUGAGGGAUUCCUGAUGAUGUGGGAGUCAUAAAGCCACGGCAAAGGCUUGUAAUAUUGCAGGGUGCCCCCUGACCUCGGCUGACCAGCACUCUGAGCUUUACAAUGUAUUGGAAUGUAUUGACCUUAAAUGGAGUUGUGUUUCCUCUGGGCAGUGAUGACCUUAUAUGGUUUGUGGGUGGGUUAAAGCCAUGACCGGAUGAGGUAACGUGAGACAUUGGCAAACGGCCAUGCGGCUGGAGAGAGACAAAGGAUAAUAAAAAAGCUACCGGAGGAGAGGGAAGUUCGAAAGGAGCUGCUCAUACCAUCCUGAAAAUAUUGCUGGCUCUCUGUGUCUUUAUUUUAUGCUAAACUGCGCCAUUUGUAACGGCUGGCUCCGACAUGAUGAGGAAUGUAGGAAAAAGAAACAAGAGCUAAAUAGAUUAGCAAGGCAGACUAGACAAUUGGGAAAUGAAAUAUGGGUAAUAGAAAUGGCGCAACAAGGAAGGAAAUACAAACAUUUGCUAAAAGUAAAAAUGUGCAUCGUUGCAAACAACUUUGCCAAGAACUGGAACAAGCUGCAGUUGGGAGCGAUACAGUUAAAUUCUGGGCCUUAGUAGCAUAAAAAUCUGAGCAAUGGAGAGCAGAGGUUGAUGCACAUAUUAUGGCUGGUAAGUGGGAAGGUUUCUUUUAAACAAGUUUUUAAUUCACAAUUUCUUAAUGGUGAAGUAUAUUCUGACAUCGGUCCCCCAGAAUUGAAUGAAACUGAUCUGUGAACUCCUUUAAAGGUCAAAUAACUGAUAAAUGCAUUCAAAUUGUCUUACUAGGUACAAAAAUGAAACAUCCCGUUCAUCAAGCAGAAAACAUUGCUAUGCAUUAAUUUCCAUAUCGUGGUUCCCAGCAUCCCUGGGACUGUCCCCACACGUCCUUGGUCCAAUGCAUGUAGGAGGUCACACUCCAGGCUUGCUGUUCUCAUCUGUCCCAGGAGAGGGUGAUCUAGCAUUGAUGACUCAUUCUCAUGACUCAUCAUAAUAGUGUCAUGCUUGGACCACUUACUCUGGUAAGGUUCAUACUGCCUUCAUCAUCCAUCCCUGCAUUGGUGGUGAACUUCUAUAAAAUAUUUCCUAUGGUGAUCUCCACAUUUCCUAUGAUUAAAAAUUUAUCCUUAAUUUUUAAAAAGAGUUGUCCCCCAGGGGUGCCAACUGGGAAAAAUAUUGGGUUGGGCAGGUACAUCCCGUCUCACAUAACGAUGAAUGGCAAUGCCCAAUAAACAGCAACAUCCUACAACCUGUGUGCAAAUUUUGUGCAAAUAAACAAAGAUGAAUGUAAUGCAUCACAGACUUUCCCCCCCAAAUUUUAAGGCGUAUAUGAAUCCUUUUAAAUAAAUAAAAGUAAAAUAAAAGCCAGCAACUGAUACCUCAACGAGGGCUGGCUCAAAUGUUGUCCAAGGAAGCCAAACUCUUGUUCCAUUUACACUGAGGUAUUAUUUCUGGCUUGUUUUAUUCUUAGCUCUUCAAGGAAGUUCUAAGCAUCUUGGACCCAGAGAUGCUUCCGAUGAAUGAAGAUGUUGUUGCUGAUGCUGACAUUACACAGGAGUACCCAGUUCCCUCUGCAGUUCCGUCUCAGUUGGAGGACAAAAGAAAGAAGCAAUCAGGGGCCAUGCUCAUUGGCUGGUGAGUGUCAGGGAUCACACAGAAAAAGAGCAUGAUGGGUUGCUUCUGAAAGGAUGAAGGUACUGAAAUAAUGAUGAUGGUGGUGGUAAGGAAAAUAUAGGUACCAUAUAUAAACCAGAAUUCCCGGAACGCCAAGAUCCAGGUUCUCACACCAAAGGAGAACCCCAGCAGAGAAUUAAAAUCAUGAAAUAAGUGGCAAAGUAAAGUGGGGAAAUAUAGCCUGUUAGUCCUUUAAAAUAUGUCCUUGUGAGUUCCAAAACUUCCCUCUUCCCCUAGCAUAGAAAAAAAACCACAUGUUAGGUAGGUUAAAAUUUGUUUACUUACAACUUCUUCCAAUAUUAGUUUCAAAUGCUUUUCCUUAAAACAUUCAGGGAAAGCUGCAUAGGCAGCAAAACUUUGCUUAGUUACAGUGGUGAAAGUUCCUAAAUUAUUGGAUAGGAAGUCAAGAGUGGCUUGUGAGAGCCAUGUAGCUAAGCUGGAGGAACCAGCUUAGUCCCUUCACAUGCUGAGCUCCUCAGGCUGACUGAAGGGAAGCAAAGGCUUGAUUGCUUAGUCCCUCCUAAGGUGAAUAAAGCCUGGCAGAACAGCUUGCUCUAUGGUAUUAACUCCUUCAUGCAUUAAUUAGACUUAAGCUUGUUGGUUAAAAGAGGUUUGUUAUCCCAUAGCUGCAGCACCUAAUAAUGUGGACAGCAAAAAACAAGGGUCCUGUGAUACUUGACAGACUAUGGGCUCCUCUAAAUAUCAUGAUGAUUUGUGCUCAAGUUGCUAUGUGAUUCCACUUCCUACCUACCUAUCUAUCUAUCUUGUAUACCACUUCAUAUUUCAAGAGAAAUCUCUAAGCAGUUUACACAUCCCAAUGAAAAAAUAUGUACAAAUUCCACAUACAAUACAGAACAAUACAAUACUCUUUGUUGUCCUCCUCCUAUAGUUGCGCUAUAAGAAACAUGAUUAAGCAACAAAGAUAUCUGAAAACAAUGUACAUAAGUAACAUAAAUAAGAGCCACAAAUUCAAAUUGUACACAAAGCAUCAAGAUACAAUUAUGAAAAAGGAACAUAAUUACAAUAUACGUAUCAUCUGGAUAAUCAAAUAUUACCCAAAAGCGCACAUAUAAUAAUAACACAAUCACCAAAACCAUUCACAUGUACUCUACUCAAAACUAAUCUGAACACAAAACCCCCCACAUACCCUAUUAUUAUUCAACAGUUGCACUCUCCUUACACUGACAAGAUCCAUCUGCUUCCCAUCUUGCUCAAAUGAAAGCAAGAAAACCUGAAACUUUGCCAUAUUAAGUGAUAGUCAGCUCUGUCUCUGUUGCACACCCAACACCUGGAACAAGACCCUGAGGGACUGCUGGGAACUAUGAAGCAGUUUACACGGUUAGGCCAUGUGAUGGCCUGGGACUUGGGCUCAGACUCGGAACCAGAGGAGACUCAGUCUGCAGCGGAUCCUUUGCCUCAGGCAUCAUCUGAACCAAGUCUGGGGCCUGAUCCUGAAGAGUCCCAGUCUGCACAGGUUCCCCUGCAACAAGCACCAGCUGGGCCGAGUCAGGGGCCUGAGCCUGCCCUGGCUCCAGAUGCGGGGAUUACCUCGUUACCUUCAGCUGGGCCAUCACUUACAGCUGCUCCACUACUGGCUUGGUCAGGGGAGGGUGAGGCGGCCCCUGGGUCUAGUAACCCACUGACAUCUCCUGAGCUGCAGAAACUGAGGUCUGAGAGAAGGAGAGACCUUACUCGCCAGAGGAGUGCUCGCCUUCGGGCGAAACAGGGAGGUGAGUCACCGGGGGAUCAGGACCAGCCGCUACCCUGACAAAGAUAAAAGGCUGUCGGACCCUGCCCCAGGUUGCGGGAGCAACAUUGUUGUAUGCUAGAUUCUGCCCCUGUCCUUGCCUGGUUUCCUGCCUCGUGUCCUGCCUUGGCCCUGUUGGACUGACUCCUAGCGGAAUCUCCUGAUUCUGGACCCGUCCUGGACUGCGUUUCACGGGUUACCCCUGGGCCCAGCACAGGUCUUGUCUAUUUUUUUCCUCAUAGGGGCAUGUGCCAAGUUUUAGGGGUGGUCCAUUUCCAGUAACUGCACACCCCACAACUUCCUGCUGAAAUCCCCACAACUUUUUCUACGAUAAAUGUUCUGGCUUAUUUUUGUUCUACUUUACGGACAACCAUAAUGUGGCAGACAAUAUGGAGCUAUAUGGACCAGUGGUCCGACAUGGUAGAAGGCAUCUCCAGAUGUUUCUGUUCACGUUCCCCUGCCUGACUUCCCCUGAAAUUGUUUCACCCCAAAUGUAUUUUCUCCUGUCAAGGAUUACUUCUGGUCUCAGAACCAUAUUAAGAGAAAAACACCAGGGGCAAAGCACUUGUGGGGAGAUGGGCAGUGAGGUGCAGGGAAGGUUCCUCUGCCCCCUUGAAGUUGCCCUCUGUCACCCUGCUUUAUAGCACAAGGACAUACAUUUUCCACAUAGAUUUGCUGCAGCGUGUAAUUUUGCCGUGCUUAAGGUUGGUUCAGUCUGUCUGAAGGCCAGUGUAAAACCUGAACCACAGAUGCACUGCCUGGCUCUUGAAUGCCACCUUGUGGAGUUCAGUGGGUCCAGUGCUUGCAGAGCCUUUGGAGAAAGAGAAAACGGUAGUGAAAUAUACUCAGAGUCGAGAGUGGAUUUCAUGCUCUUUAUUCAGCUCAUAGUGGUGAGGAGGGAAUGGAAGUCCCCUCAAAGUAUCUGCUUUAUAUACAUUAUUUACACAAUGGGCUGCACGUGAUUGGCUAAUUCUGGAAUUCUCCUGUAGGCCAAUCAGGUUGUAGAUUCACUUCUAUCUGGAGCUGGAUUGGGUGGCUCCUGCCGACCAAUCAUACUGCUGCAUUGUUUUAGGACCAGUCAGACUGCUGCAUUCUGAAUCCUAUUGUUCUAGGACCAAUCAGACUGCUGCAUUUUGGAUCCUAUUGUUCUAGGACCAAUCAGACUGCUGCAGUUUGGAUCCUAUUCAACUCAGUACAUAACAGGUAGCCUCUGAGAAGAAGAGCCUGCUAGAUCAGGUCACUGGUCCAUCUACUUCAGCUUCCUCUUCUCACAAUGACCAACAAGAUGCCUGUGAGAAAUCCUCAAGAAGGAUCUGAGGACUCUACCCCCUACUUUGGUUUCCAGCAACUGGUCUUCAGAAGCAUUGCUCCCUCCAGCUGUGAUUUUGUUGUUGUUGUUUAGUCGUUUAGUCGUGUCCGACUCUUCGUGACCCCAUGGACCAGAACACGCCAGGCACUCCUGUCUUCCACUGCCUCCCGCAGUUUGGUCAAACUCAUGCUGGUAGCUUCGACAACACUAUCCAACCAUCUCGUCCUCUGUCGUCCCCUUCUCCUUGUGCCCUCCAUCUUUCCCAACAUCAGGGUCUUUUCCAGGGAGUCUUCUCUUCUCAAGAGGUGGCCAAAGUAUUGGAGCCUCAGCUUUAGGAUCUGUCCUUCCAGUGAGCACUUAGGGCUGAUUUCCUUCAGAAUGGAGAGGUUUGAUCUUCUUGCAGUCCAUGGGACUCUCAAGAGUCUCCUCCAGCACCAUAAUUCAAAAGCAUCAAUUCUUUGGCAAUCAGCUUUCUUUAUGGUCCAGCUCUCACUUCCAUACAUCACUGCUGGGAAAACUGAUAGCUGUGAUAACUGGUAGGAAACAUUUCUCCAGCAGAGGAAGCUUCUAGGCAGGCAUUCAGUAUUGGAGAGGUCAUUUAGACUGUGGAGGAAGAACAUAAACAUAGACUUGAUCUCCUUCUGCAGGGCCUGUAAGACAGAGCUAUUCCGCCUGGCCUUCAAUUUGAAUUAGCCUGAUUCUCAUGGGAAAAAUUUAGGUUGUAUAUCGGAAAGAUAAGGUGAAAUAAUGAAACCAGUAGAACUGAAAUAAACCUCAUAAUAUGAAAUACAAAGAAAUUUACUGGAUAAUAAAAAUAACAAGAAGCAAAAUGUAUAACAGGACAAAUGUAAUUAAUAGUAGUUGCAAAUGAAUAUAGAUAGACAAGAAUUGUGUAAAUAGAAGGAUUUGUUUGUGUACAAAUAUUCUAUGGACAAAAAUGGACAAAUAUGGAAGAGGAACAAUAAUAUGCAAAAUGGAUAAAGAGCAAGUAUGAAUGUAGAAUGUGAUACAAUAUGUGUAUGUGGAGUAUGUGACUGAAAAACCAAUAAAGAUUAUUUUUUUUAAAAAAAAGGAAUUAGCCUGAUUCUCUAUUCCCUUUUCCCUUUUCUCUUCUAUGAAGAAACCCUUUCUGGGACCCCACAUUUAAAUUCUUCCCUGGUCUCCUUGCUGGUCCUAGUAGGACCAACUUGGCCAGUUAGCCCUGGUGAUCAUUUGAUGUCUACUGACUGGGUUCCCCGCCGCCAUGACCCCCUGAAUUUUUGAAUUUUAUUGAUAUUGAUGCUGCAUUUUAUGUUGUAUUUUAUGCUGUUUUAUGCUGUUUUUAAGUCGCAUUUUAAACAAUGUUUUAUUGUCGCUGAUUGCUGCCCUGAGUCUGGUUUUUAAACCAGGAAGGGCAGGGUAUAAAUAAAAAUUUAUUAUAAUGAAUUUAUUAUUAUUAUGGCUAGUAGCCACUGAUAUCCCUCUCCUCCAUGAAUUUGUCUAAUCCAUCACUGCCUUCUGUGGGAGUGGGUUUCAUAGUUUUAACCAUAUGCUGUGGGGAGAAGUCCUUUCUUUUAUCUGUUUUGAAUCUUCCAACAUUCAGCUUUGUUGGAUGUUUACAAGUUCUAGUAAAAAGUUCUAGUUCUAAGGAUGUGGGUGGCGCUAUGGUCUAAACCGCUGAGCCUCUUGGGCUUGCUGAUCAGAAGGUUGGCAGUUUGAAUCCCUGCAACGGGGUGAACUCCCGUUGCUCUGUCCCAGCUCCUGCCAACCUAGCAGUUCGAAAGCACGCCAGUGCAAGUAGAGAAAUAGGUACCACUGCAGCGGGAAGGUAAACGGCGUUUCCGUGCACUCUCAUUUUUGUCACAGUGUCACAUUGCACCAGAAGCGGUUUAGUCAUGCUGGCCACAUGACCCGGAAAGCUGUUGGUGGAUAAACGUCGGCUCCCUCAGCCUGAAGCGAGAUGAGUGCCACAACCCCAUAGUCACCUUUGACUGGACUUAACCCUCUAGGGGUCUUUUAGCCCCCCACACUUUUUUUUUUUACAAGUUCUAGUGUUAUGAGAGAGGGAGAAAAACUUUUUUCUAUCCGUAUACUCCAUGCAAUGCAUUUUUUUUAAAAAAAAUAAAUUUCUAUCAUCUCGCUUCUUACUUGCCUUUUCUCUAAAUUAAAACACUGUGAGGACAUGUGACUCAUUUAUGCUUUUAAAUAUAUUUUUUAGAUGUUAUACAUUUUAUUUUAAAUUGUAUUCUUUCACCGCUUUGGUGUUUCCUGCCUUGCCCUUCCUCCUUGAGAGGAAAGGAUAAUGAAAAUUUAACAAACAAACAAGGGAAUGGGUUGCACCGUUAAUGGUUUUGUUCUGCAAUUGCUUCCAGCAGCAAGGACCCCAAAGGCAAGGACCCUUACAAGUGGUUCACUAAAACGGAAAUAGCAGCAAGAGAAAGAGAGGCCAGGAUGAAUUAUGUCCCUCCCGUUGGCGAGAACGUGAAACAAGCUGCGAAGGAGUUCUGCAGGUGGUUUGAUUCUCUGGUGAGCAAAAUAAUCCCUGCAUGCAAUCUUGCUGAAAGACCAAAAGUAGGUUUUAUGCUAUAGAUUAAUGUCUCAAUGUUGCAUGUGGAGAACUGACUUGUCCAGAAGGUCUGUAACUGUGGCAGAGCAUUGCAUACAUUGCAGAAGGUCCAAAAUUACCAUAUUUUUCGCUCUAUAGGACGCACUUUUCCCCCUCCAAAAAUUAAGGGGAAAUGUGUGUGCGUCCUAUGGAGCGAAUGCAGGCUCCUUGGCUUCAGUGAUAGCAACGCGAAGCCUCCGGAGCGCAGAGGCCUGGAGAGCGAGAAGGGUCGGUGCACACCGACCCCUCUCGCUCUCCAGGCUUCAGGGAUAGCCGCCUGAAGCCUCCGGAGUGCAGCGGGAGGUCCCGCUGCGCUCUGCAGGCUUCGGGAUCCUUUUGCUGAAGCCGGGAGAGCAAGACUCUCCUGGUUUCAGCAGAGGGAGAGUUGCACAGCGCCCCUUCAGCCAAGUGGGAGGAUAAAUGGAAGGGGCUCCGUUUCUCCUGCCGCUUCGCUGAAGGGGUGCUGAGCAGAGAGGGGGAGAAUUUUUUUUCUUGUUCUCCCCCUCUAAAACAAGGUGCGUCCUAUGGUCGGGUGCGUCCUAUAGAGUGGAAAAUACAGUAAAUUCCCAACAUCUCCAGGUAACACUGAGAAAUACCUCCCUCUCUGAAACCCUGGAGAGCUACUGCUGGUCAGUGCAGACAGAAUUGAGUUAGAUGGACCUAUGGUCUGACCCAGUAUAAGGCAGCUUCCUCUCUUUCCUGUUGUGAUUCUGUACCGGGGAUGGGUGAAUCUGACCAUUUCUGUUCCGUAUUAUUUUCAGACCUUUUCAUUCCACUUUCACAUUAAUCUGUGGGUUUUAAAAUUACUCCCAAAUUUAUAUUUUCUCUCAGAAUAUGCAGUGUUUGUAUUUGUAUUUCCUGCCAUGUUUUCCUGUCAGAACUGAUGCAUUUCAACUUUAGCAAAAUCCAGAACAGUUUAAGCUCCAGUCUGAGAGGUGUCGCUCAUCAAGUCAUAUCAGUUGGAGGAGGAAGAGAGGAUGGGGGUGAGGAAAGAGAUGUGAGUGGAGGGGCCCCCUCUUCCCACCCUUUGGAGCCCCUGGGAAGCUCAACAAACCUGCUGUAACUGGACCUGGGUGUGGAGAGAGCAUUUAAUGGGACACAAUUGUGGGCAGCUGAGGAAGCAGCAUCCCCCCUGGGCCUUCCCAUAGAAAACAAGUCAAGAGUUUCAAAUUAGUGUGAUGUCCACCGUUUCCAGAAACUCUUCUUGUCAUGAGACUUUUGUGGAUGAGCUAAGAGUUUAUUUGGACCUUGGCAAGAACCUAGAGGCUGAGUGGGAGGCUGUGUCAGAAGGAAAAUGAAUCAAUACUGAUUUUUAUAUAUCAGUAACUUUGUAUUGGGACGCGGGUGGCGCUGUGGUCUAAACCACAGAGCCUAGGACUUGCUGAUCAGAAGGUUGGCGGUUUGAAUCCCCAUGACAGGGUGAGCUCCUGUUGCUCGGUCCCUGCUCCUGCCAACCUAGCAGUUUGAAAGCACAAAGUGCAAGUAGAUAAAUAGGUACCGCUCCAGCGGGAAAGUAAAUGGCGUUUCCGUGCGCUGCUCUGGUUUGCCAGAAGCGGCUUAGUUAUGCUGGCCACAUGACCUGGAAGCUGUAUGCCGGCUCCUUCGGCCAGUAAAGUGAGAUGAGCCCCAUAGAUCUGAAUCCAAACUGGACCUGCAAGCAGCCAGUGUGGGGCUUGCUAUCAGUCUCAAUCAGCUGAUCAAUAGGGAACUCCUUAGGUGCAGCUGAUCCUUGAUUGGUUAUGUUCUGAAUCACUAGAAGCCCGAGCUUUUUGUAAGUCGCCCUCCUCGCAAGAUUUCAUGCUGUUAAGACCUAAAACUGAUUCUUAAGUUUACUAAAAUAAAGAUUAAAAAUAAAUGAUUUUUUUAUCAAGGGAUAUUUACCAAGGCUAAUCUGCAAUUGUGAAUAGCGAAAAUAUACUCGAGUUAAUAAAUAUCCCUUUUGUUGGAAUAUAUUUAUAAAUAAUAUAAAUAUAAAUAUAAAUAUAAACCUGUUUUAACUGAAUUACCAUUCCAGGGUGGAGAGAAAUAUGACAUUGAUGAAGCCACCAUUAUAAGCCUCUUUGAUACAAAUUACAAAACCAAGCCCCCGUUGUCUGGCCCGAUACACAUUGAGGAGCUGAACUAUUUGCCUGCUGAGUUGCGGAAGUAUGUAGGGAUGCCAUCUCCCCAGACAAGCCUGAGAAGCCAUGCUCAGCAAGGUAGCCAUUCCAAGGUAAGCAACCCUUGGGUCCCCAGGUUUAGUCAUCUUGUACUUGCUAUGCUGUUCUUUGGGAUAAAGCAAAAAGCUCUGGCAAAGGAGUGCUUUAAUCUGCUUCAGUUGCAUACAACUGAAGUGCUCUAGUCCCUCUUGCCAAAGGGUGACUGUUAUGUACUGAAGUUCUCACCCUGGGCCAGCAGGGGGAUACUGCAGAUAGUUCAGGUCCACAUAUGCAAAUAAGGGAUCGAAAGUGACGUUCAGUGAUUGGAUAGUUACAGAAAGUUGUUACAGUUACGUUGUACUGGAGCUCUAUAUAAGCAGGCUGGCUGAACCCUUCAGUUCAGUUCUGUUCUGGCCUGUGAAUAAACAAGAGCUGUUUGAAGAAUCGCUGUGUCGUCUGAUAUGUUCACCCACAACUUAACAGUGACAGUCUGGACGCAGGGGUCAGCAAACUUUUUCAGCAGGGGGCCGGUCCACUGUCCUUCAGACCAUGUGGUGAGUCAGACUAUAUUUUUGAGGGGAAAAUGAAUGAAUUCCUAUGCCCCACAAAUAACCCAGAGAUGAGUUUUAAAUAAAAGCACACAGUCUACUCAUGUGAAAACACGCUGAUCCCCAGACCGUCCGCGGGCCGGAUUUAGAAGGCGAUUGGGCUGGAUCUGGCCCCUGGGCCUUAGUUUGCCUACCCAUGGUCUGGAGGCACCCAGUGUUUGAGAUGCAGUUUUUAAAAAUGCAAUUAGAGAUGAUAUUAUUAUUAUAAUAAUAUUAUUAUUAUCAUUCAGGAAUCUUGUCAAUCCAAGUCUGAGAAGAUCAGGUAUGGUGCCUGGUACCUGGACCCAAAGACAUGGAAGAAAGAGAAACCUUUAGAAGAUCCAAAAGCAAGAGACAGAAGCUCCAGGAAUUCAAAGAGGGCAUUGGGUGAAAAGGUAUUGCCAAAUAUUUGUGUGUGUGUGUGUGUGUGUGUGUGUGUGUGUGUCUUUUUCCGAGUGAAAGACUCCGCAUCAGUCAUGCAGUCAAUGAGAGAGUGACAUUGGGAUGUAUAAUAAUAAUAAUAAUAAUUUUAUUAUUUAUACCCUGCCCAUCUGGCUGGGUUCCCCCAGCCACUCUGGGUGGCUCCCAACAGAAUUAAAAGCACAAUAAAACAUCAAACAUUAAAAAGUUCCCUGAAGAGGGCUGCCUCCAGAUGUCUUCUAAAAGUCAGAUAGUGGUUUAUUUCCUUGACAUCUGAAGGGUUCCCCAGGGAGGGUGCCACUACCGAGAAGGCCCUCUGCCUGGUUCCCUGUAACUUGGCUUCUUGCAGUGAGGAAACCACCAGAAGGCCCUCAGAGGAGGACUUCUGUGUCCAGGCUGAGUUAUAUAUAUCAUGUAUGUAGAUAAGCAUGGUCAAACCAGGGACCUACAGUUAGCUGUCUCAAGAUGUAUGAAUACUGGGACCCUAGGAUGAAAGGUGGGUAAAAAUGAUGAUGAUGGCAAAAUGGGACCAGAAAAGUGAACGCAAAGGCAGCGGCAGCAUCUCAGCUGCCUUCAAUAGUAUAUCUUGGUCUGAUCUGUGCUCAGAUACAUAUUACCCCCCUCCUGCAGAAUCCCUAACAAUUUCAGUUAAGGCUCUCCCCCUAGUGGAUUUAAUUUGCACAUCUGUUGGCUGAAGCCACUCCAGGAGGACCUCAACAGAUUAAUGGCUAUGUAGUGCUCUGUAGAUCCAAGUUGUUUAGGGCUUUGUAAAGGUAAAGGGACCAUUAGGUCCAGUCGCGGACGACUCUGGGGUUGCGGCGCUCAUCUCACUUUAUUGGCCGAGGGAGCCGGUGUACAGCUUCCGGGUCAUGUGGCCAGCAUAACUAAGCCGCUUCUGGCGAACCAGAGCAGUGCAUGGAAAUGCCGUUUACCUUCCCGCCGGAGCGGUACCUAUUUAUCUACUUGCACUUUGACAUGCUUUUGAACUGCUAGGUUGGCAAGAGCAGGGACCGAGCAACGGGAGCUCACCCCGUUGCGGGGAUUUGAACCGCCGACCUUCUGAUCGGUUUAACCCACAGCACCACCCGCGUCCCUAGGGCUUUGUAGGUCAAGAUAAAAUCCUUGCGCCUGGUUUGCUAGCUUAUAUUGGCAUCCGAGGCACUUAAUGCCAUUGAACUUAAUGGGGGCUGUUGCGAAUCAUGCCUUCUCUGACUGCAUAGCCCUGCUCAUAAUGAAUGCUUAGCCCCAUCAGGCCAGUGUUCCACUUUUGGAGGCCCUGGAAACACAGAUAAUACAUUUGUGUGUGUUCGCACUCAGUCGAGGGGAGAGGGAAAGGGAGAGACGCAGAGGGGGUGAAGAAGAAGAAAAGAGCUGGGGUGAGGGAAGGGAGGGGGGAAAUAGUCCCUCAAUGUGCAUUCCCCCCCUGCCCAAUUUUUUUAUUGAUUUUCCACAUUUAUCACAAAUAAAACAUAACACAUCACACAACCAAGAAAGACACAAUACACUACAAUAAACUAAACACAAAAGAAAAUUAAUGUUAACUACCUAAAUCUCUUUAUAUUGGUGACUGGCUUCCUCGAAUCCACUCUAACUGAAUUUCAUUAUAUCACCUGUAUAACAGUUCUCCAAAUUCAUAUUUCUCAUAAUAUUAACUCCUUUCAUUUACUAACCUCUUCACCUUUAUUAAUAUUCAAAUCCUUAAUAUUAAAUACCACAUAUUCUUGUUCUACUCCUAGUCCUAUUUAUUACUUCCAAUAAUUUUCUAAUUAUCUUAUCUCACAAUAUUUAGCUAGGUAUUCUUUAAAUUUCUCUCAAUGUGCAUCUUAACAUGCUUUGGUUUGGAAUGACUUUCCAGGAUAUGGAGAUCAUGCAGCUUCAUGGAACGUACGCUUUUAAGGAAUUCCUUGAAGGAAAAGGCUACCGGAUCCCAGAUGUAAGGCUUAAACUCACGCAUUUAUUAUCAGUGAUCAAGAACAAGUUUGGUUGCUCGUUUUCUAUAUACUGAGGCAUUGUUUUGGGGGCUAGAAAAUGCUUCUGAAAACCAGUCACUGGAAAUCCCAAGUCAGGACAGCAGUAUUUAUAUUGUGUUCAUUAAAUUCGUACACCACCCUUCAUCCAUAGAUCUCAGAGCGGAUCACAACAUAUAGGGCCUAGGACCCUCUCGUACCUAUGGGACCGCCUCUCCUGGUAUGCCCCAUGGAGGACCUUACGGUCUACAAAUAAUAACACCUUGGAGAUCCCAGGCCUCAGAGAGAUUAGGCUCGCCUCAACCAGGGCCAGGGCCUUUUCGGCCUUGGCCCCAACCUGGUGGAAAGCUCUGCCACAAGAGACCAGGGCCCUGUGGGAUUUGACAUCUUUCCGCAGGGCCUGCAAGACGGAGUUGUUCCGCCAGGCCUUUGGUCAGGGCUCAGCCUUACUCCCCUUUUCUUUUUGUGUAAGAACUAAUAUGAAAGAGGCCUCCUAGAAUUCUCACAGGCCCAUAUAAGAUCAGUGUAAACACUUGAGCCGAUGACUUACUGUUCCCAACCCUAACCCUGCGGAAAGCCUUCUAAUUAGAAUUUGAUUUUGACCUGUUUUUAGGAGGUAAUUUAAUUAUUGUUUGAUUUUAUACUAAUGUUACGUAUAUACUUGAUGUUAGCCGCCCUGAGCCCAACUUUGGCCAGGGAGGGCAGGAUAUUAAAAAAGUUUUGUUAUUAUUAUUAUUAUUGAACUACAAUAUGAAAAACACAAAAUACGUAAUAAUUUUAAAAAUUGUGCUCAUCUCCUGCUUAAGGGCUUCUCAUAAGCAUCUGGUUCCCUACUGCGAGAACAGGAUGUUGGAACAGAUGAGAUUUUGGUCCAGCAGAGCUCUUCCUUAUGAGGAAGAGGGCCUCCUCAUGAGUCAGACCUUUGGUCCAUCUAACCCAGUAUUGUCGACAUCAGGGGUAGUCAACAGGACGGCCUCCAGAUGUUGACGGACUCCAGUUCCCACCAUCCCUGACCAUUAGCCAUGCUGGCUGGCUCUGCUGGGAAUUGUAUUCUGGGGUGCAACACGUUGGCACUUGCUGGUCUAUAUUUAGCAGGAGUACCAGCUUGGCCCCAUGACUGUGGGUGCUAUGCAGCAUGCAUGGCCCUGGCAUUGAAAUUGGGGGUGCCUGGCUCCUUCAUGGGGAAUUUUGUGGGAACUCAGAGCUCCAGGGAGUCGGCACCUAUGGCUCUUAGGGUUUCAAAGGGCAGAGGAGAUACCAUAUUGGAUUAGAGCAGGUGUUUCUCAAACUUGGGUCCCCAGCUGUUGUUCGACUACAGCUCCCAUCACCCCUAGUCAGCUAGGGGUGAUGGGAGUUGUAGUCCAACAACAGCUGGACUCAAGUUAGAGAAACACAGGAUUAGAUUGUAGUCACUGGAGUGGCCUUCAGUAACCUGGUGCCCUCCAUAGGUUUCAGGCUACAACCCCACCAGAUGGGAGUUGUAGUCGAGAGGUGUGAAAGACGCACUACAGAAAAUAGUGAAGAGCUCCUUUUUUAAGAAGAAACCAAAGUGUGUGUGUUUUGAUCCAGUUCCUGCAGCAGAUGCUGGCUGUAGAAGAAGAAGCUGGACCAAGAGUGGGGGCCCUGAGACGCUCCAGGAAUGAACUGUGAAGAGCCUGUGGAAGAUUUUGCACCAACAAUGGGGAAUUAAUAUAAAAGCUUGAACUUAUCAAGAGGAGGCCUAAGUGAGUGUGGGUCUACUGUAGGCCAGCCUAGUGGUUGGAGCGAUUGCCUGGCUGGGUUGAGGGAGGUGUGGGGGUGAGCAAGCUGGU
Messenger RNA from Podarcis lilfordi (Lilford's wall lizard), 27148 nucleotides. Lineage: Eukaryota; Metazoa; Chordata; Lepidosauria; Squamata; Lacertidae. The record is from the annotation of a GenBank genome assembly.